Molecule: messenger RNA, 1206 nt
Organism: Cylindrotheca closterium
Lineage: Eukaryota; Bacillariophyta; Bacillariophyceae; Bacillariales; Bacillariaceae
Source: the annotation of a GenBank genome assembly
AUGCAACCAGAACCCAAACGUCGCAAGAAUGGAACAACAACCAACCAUACAAGAACAGUAUCCGUAACAAUGACGACAAUGGCAACUGGUGAUAGCAAAAAGCGAACAAUUUCCAAUUCGCAACGGGAAGUGUGGAAGCUGGAACAAGAGAUUGUGGCUUCCAUGGUCCAAAUGGAGGCUGAUCCUCCAAUCGAUACUUCGGUCGUUCCCGACAACCCGCUCUUCCAUGUCAUUAAAGACGAUCACAAGGAUGUUUACUCUUUUUCGAGCAAUCCCGAGUUCUACGGUGGUGUCGAUGUCAGCUUCCCAGAAAAUGAAGAGGAUAAAGCUGUGGCAGUCUACGUCAUUAUCGAUAAACGAUCCUUGAGUUGCGUCUAUCGUGACUACAAAUACUUCAACUUGACAAUACCAUAUGUUUCAACUUUUCUUGCCUUUAGAGAGAUUGACCCACUGCAAGAGUUGGUACAUCGACAAGUUCGUGAAUAUCCAGACAUGACACCAAAAGCAAUAUUGGUGGAUGGGAAUGGUAUUCUCCAUCCAAGACACGCUGGAAUCGCCUGCUUUCUUGGGACGCGAACGAACAUUCCAACCAUUGGAAUUGGAAAGACCUUGUUGUACGAAGGCGGGUGGACACGAGAGCGACUUGCAGCAGCAAUUGACGACUUUCUACAAAACUUAAAUGAUACCAUUGGACAAAACUCACAAACUCUUCCUCCGCAGUUGAUGCACGUCCGAGGUACCAUCGUCCAACGAACCUCACCCGACCCAACCAACGGAGAAGCAAUGAGUCCCAAAACAGCAUCCAAGACAAACAUGCAGGAACCAAUGGAUCGAAAAACUCUAGUGACAGAGCUAUCCCACUUUUGCAAUGGACUUGCCAUUCCAUUAAGUGGCGCGGAUAAACGCUUUCCGAUCUUGGGUUGUGCAUUGGUGGGCCAUGGAGGUCAUAGCAAUUCCAAAAAGUCGAAUCAACUGAGUAGUGGUGGUACUAUCAAGCCAAUCUUUGUCAGUAUAGGGCAUCGAGUUUCCUUGACCAAGGCCAUACAGAUUACUGCAUCCUUGUGUCAGCAUCGAAUUCCAGAACCAGUGCGAAUCGCCGAUUUGUAUGGACGUGAGCUGAUGCGAAGUUCCGACAAGUCCAACGUCGAAGUAGUCGAUCCCAUGCAAGUGCAAGGCGACAGGGAGAUGGCGGCAACCAUGUCGUGA